Molecule: messenger RNA, 6849 nt
Organism: Diachasmimorpha longicaudata
Lineage: Eukaryota; Metazoa; Arthropoda; Insecta; Hymenoptera; Braconidae
Product: rap guanine nucleotide exchange factor 6-like
Exons: 14
Coding region: 625-5010 (1461 amino acids)
Biological process (GO): Ras protein signal transduction; positive regulation of GTPase activity
Cellular component (GO): plasma membrane; apical plasma membrane
Molecular function (GO): guanyl-nucleotide exchange factor activity; protein binding
Source: RefSeq, a predicted model, not a curated record
ACUCAUUUGCUUGCUUUAUGACACUUUGGUGUUAUCCAUUUGCAUGUUUAUUCCUAACCAACAAUACCCAACUCGAUGUUCAUUAACACUGUUCAAUAUUGCCAUGUUGUUCCCAGGAUUGAGUGUGUUUAGUGUGUGUUACUGCAAGUGUAAUCAUGACAAUUCAAUAAUUCACCCAAAAUUGGAUUAACGUACAUCACCGAGGGAUAUUCUUCCAGUUGAAUUGUAAGCUAACAUCUAGAAAGACUCGUUGUAUCUCGAACAAAGCCAGCCAUUUCUUCACUCAUUUUCCACAUGCCUCGACAUCCGUGUGGACGCACAACAGACGUAUGUGAAGUGCUACUUUCCCACGUAGGAUCUGCAGAUGUAAUCGAAAAUCCAUUGUACGAGACUAUUUGGAGAAACUAGAUCAAGAGGUAGAAUAGCAUAAUCAUCCCCACGGAAUAGUCAUCAAGCUAAUACUUAAUUCACCGUGCUCCAAUGAUGGGAGCGUUUGGUCUCUGUAAUAGAAUAGGCCGUCAGAAGAAUAACGGCUGACAAUGGUUGAAAAGAAGAAGCUGGUUCAAUGUCAUCGAAGUACGUUGCACUACCUACACGUCAUGGCAAGAUAGUCCAGUGAAUAGUAUGACGGGCUAUUCAGAUCCACAUUUUGUUAGGGCACUCUCUCGUGAUCCAGACAGGCGGACACUUCAGGAUCUCCAGAUCAUUUACUACGGAUUACUCGGAUUGGAAGCAUUACGGCCAUGCAGAGACUCACUUCUCCGUGAACUCUGCAAGAUUGUUAGAUAUGAGAGGCACCACGCGAAUCAUGUAUUAUAUUACACCGGUGAAUUGGCAACGAGUUGGUACAUCCUCCUUUCCGGUUCAGUCUUCAUCGAUGGAUCAAUGUUUUUGCCUCGCUCAAGCUUUGGGAAGAGAACCGGCGGUAGCCCGAGACGUCCUAACGAGUGCUUCGUCCUCGAGGCCUCUGAAAUGAUAGCCAUUGAUUACCCGGAAGAGCAUGCCGGUGGGAAAAUGUCCCGACCUUCACACCCUCAACCUAUCGGCGAUGCACGCCAGGUCAAUUUCGUUUUCGACGAUACGUUCACGCAGGGCCUUGCGGGCAGGCCUGAGCUGUACCAAAAGUCCAACAGGAGUAGUCACUCCAGUGACACUAGCUCAGCGUACAGUGGGUCUGACACAAUGACAUCCGUCCAGGGCUCAUUGGAUGCUGAUAACGAUGAAGUGGAUUUUUCUGGUCUCGUUGAGUCCAUCGUUGAUAGCGAUGAAGAGGAGGAUUUGGCUGAGAGCAUGGAUAGCUUGACUGUUCGCGAUACAGUGCGUGAAUGCCUCGAGAAAGAUCCAGCGGAGCGAACCGAAGACGACAUUGAAAUCCUCCUGGAGUUCACCCAGCAUUUGAAAGCCUUCACCAACAUGACACUCGCUGUACGGCGAGCGCUGUGCGCUGUUAUGGUAUUCGCAGUGGUUGAGCAUGCAGGUAUGAUCGUGCUGAACGACGGUGAAGAACUUGACAGUUGGAGUGUUUUGAUAAAUGGUGCUGUUGAGAUUGAACACAGCGAUGGAACAAUCGAACACCUUCACCUUGGUGAUAGUUUUGGUAUUCUCCCCACUAUGGAGAGAUUACUUCACAAGGGUGUUAUGCGAACCAAGUGUAAUGAUUGUCAAUUCGUGUGUGUAACGCAGGCUGACUAUUUUCGUAUUCAGCAUCAGGGUGAGGAGAAUACGAGGAGGCACGAAGAGAACGGUAGAGUAAUUCUUGUAACAGAAUUACGUGGUGCUAUUGACGGUGGUAAUCGUCGUGGUCACGUUGUCAUCCGAGGUACACCGGAGCGUUUAAUGCUUCAGUUGAUCGAGGAAAAUAGUAUAACAGAUCCUACCUAUGUCGAGGAUUUUUUAUUGACCCACAGAACGUUUAUCGAGAGCCCUUUGUUGGUGGCUGAUCAACUACUGGAGUGGUUCAGUCAGUCACACGUGAGAGAUCGUGUAGCACGAGUUGUGCUCCUAUGGGUUAACAAUCACUUCACUGAUUUCGAGACAGACCCCUCGAUGAUGGAGUUUCUGGAGGCAUUUGAGAGCGCCCUCGAACGUGAAAAAAUGCUGGGACAGCAGAGAUUAUUGAACAUUGCUUGUGGUGCGAAAGCAAGAACUAGAAACGUCACCCUGGCACGACCCACCCGGGAUGAGGUUCUCCACUUCAGUAUUCUCGGUGGUUACGAGAGGGGCUAUGGUAUAUUCAUAUCAAAAGUCGAUAAGCGAUCGAAAGCUGAGGAUGUGGGACUGAAACGAGGAGAUCAGAUACUGGAGGUAAAUGGCCAGCGUUUUGAACACGUCAGUCAUGCACGAGCCCUCGAGUUGCUUCGUAGUUCAACUCAUCUCAGUAUAACAGUCAAAUCGAAUCUGCUGGCUUUCAAGGAGAUGCUUCAGGCACCGGAUAAUUCACCGAGACCCAGGGGCCGAAUUCCUAAACCGGAAAUACCAAGGAUACAACCGGAUCCGCGAGCUAGAUUAUCGACUCAUGUAGAUCCACUCCUGACGAACACCCAGCUGAAUCCCAUGGUGGGUGGUGUUCCACUUUUCACGAAUGAUAACAAUGUUUCUCCCUGCAAGGAUCCGAAAAAAGAGCACAAGGGCUUCAUGACACUCGGCCCCAAGAGAAGAUUCCAAAAAGCUCUGAUGAAGAUGAACAUAUUGCCAAAGAACACUAUAAAUUCUGGUGUGCAUGCUGACGACUCUCUGGCACCUCCUCAUACACCACCUGGCACCGGUCUAUCCCAUACAACGAAUCUCUAUCACUCGAGAAGUAAUCCAGAUUUAACAUCCCUCUACUGCUACGAGGAUUCACGUGCACCAGAUUAUCCUGAGCACGUGCUCAAAGUGUAUAAGGCUGAUCAAACAUGCAAGUACCUGCCAGUUCACAAGGAGACAACGGCCCACGAGGUUGUGAUGCUGGCACUCCAGGAGUUCGGUAUAACCGAGAGUAGUUCGAAUUUUUCACUGGCUGAGGUCAGUGUUGGUGAGGGCGGAAUGAUAAAACAGCGAAGACUACCAGAUCAAUUGCAGAAUCUUGCUGAGAGAAUAGGCUUAAAUUCACGGUAUUACCUGAGGAUAAAUGGUGUAUCUGAGACACUAGUGGCCGAUGAUCAAGCACCGGAAUUAAUACGUGAAUCUCAAGUGCACUUUCUUCAAUUGAAUGCUGUUGAAGUGGCAAUACAAUUGACAUUACAAGACUUUAGCAUAUUUCGACAAAUUGAAUCGACAGAAUACGUCGAUGAUUUAUUUGAACUCAAGAGUAGGUAUGGUGUACCUAUGCUCAGCCAAUUUGCUGAACUAGUCAACAGGGAGAUGUUUUGGGUAGUGACGGAGGUGUGUUCGGAGUACAAUCUCGUAAAGAGAAGUAAAAUUAUUAAGCAGUUUAUUAAGAUAGCGCGACAGUGCAAGGAGUGUAAGAACUUUAAUUCAAUGUUCGCUAUUGUCUCGGGUCUUGGGCAUGGGGCGGUGUCAAGAUUGCGCGCCUCGUGGGAAAAAUUACCGAGUAAAUAUCAGAGAUUAUUCAGUGAUCUGCAGGAGCUCAUGGAUCCCAGCAGAAAUAUGAGUAAAUAUCGACAGCUGGUGGCAUCCGAGCAGACACAACCGCCCAUUAUUCCCUUCUACCCAGUUGUCAAGAAGGAUCUUACGUUCAUUCAUCUGGGAAACGAUUCACGAGUCGAGGGUCUCGUGAAUUUCGAAAAACUCAGAAUGAUAGCGAAGGAGGUGAGGACACUCACCAACAUGUGCUCGUCACCCUACGAUUUGCUGACAAUGCUGGAGAGAGGGGGACAGCCACCGAGUUCAGCGAUGGUGGCAUUAAAUCAGAUGACAACUGCCAAUCAGGGGGGCCAGACAGCCACUGUGAAACGUAGGAAGAAGUCGACAGCUGCCCCGAAUUCGAAGAAAAUGUUCGAGGAGGCGCAAAUGGUGAGACGUGUAAAGGCGUAUCUUGCCAAUAUGAAGGUGAUAACAGAUGAGGAACGAUUGCAUGCGCUCUCUGUCGAAUGCGAGCCACAUGCCGGUACUGUGCCAGCUGUGGCUGCUGCACCACACGGCGGCAGCAGAGGAAGACGACAUCCUUCGCCGACUUUGUCGACAACCAGUAGCGCCAGUAGUACAAGUGAGGGCAGAAAAAGUAUUCAAGGUACAAAAUUCGGUGCAGCCUCUCCACAAGCUGUUCGAAAAAUGCUAGCUCUCUCUGAUCCCCAUAAGACUCGCCCCUACCAGCCGAAACACUGUCCUCCCAUCCACCCAGUUCCCGGAUUAACCCUCCACGCGAGUGGCCUCGAGCCCAGUCCUGGCGCGCCAAGGAGGGUGGCCGCCGGUACUCGGGUGCCAAUGCACGAGAGAUCCCACAGUGACACUCCAUCCGGUCUUCCACCUCCCGUUGACCUGAGCGCUGAGAGCAGCAGUGUCACCAGUCUCAGCAAUCUUCAACCUCUGAGAAAAACAUUAACAAGUGGUUCUGUAACAAGCAGCGACAGUGGUCACAGUACACAGUUGGACAGUCACAGUGGUAGCAGCGUGGAAGCCGGUGGAAGCCCACCACUACCACAGAGGCGACACUCCUCCAUGCAAGGACCCAUUCGAGGAGGACUGCCCCCUUUCCCUCAUGCAGUAGCAGUGCUACCUCCGCUUCCUGCUGCCCAGAACCACAAUCAUCUUCAUCAUCAUGCUCAUCACCAUCAGCAACACCAUAACCAACAAUCCCAACUUCCUGGAGGUACUGGAGGACCGGGAAUGAACGCGGGACAACAUCAUAGUGGAGGAACAUAUCUGAUGACUAAUAAUAUGAUGACAAAUCCAAUGAAUAUGAUGAGAGCUGGACUGGGAACGGUACAGUGUCGUCAACCACCUGCGUACAAAGUAGCUGCACAGAUGGCCAGAUUACACAGACUAGGUCGUGCUCACAGCCACGAAGGAGUUACCUACCGCACCAAUCACGAUGAUGAUGACGAGGAUACUCAAGUGUCAGCAGUCUAACUGGCUAUGAGAGAACAAAACCUCGCUUAAGUCUUCUAUAUUUUCUAUUUAAUCCCUAUGGGAGGAAACAAGAGAACCGAAUCUGUUAAAAUGUAAUGUUUACUUGAGUACAAAAAUGAUAAGAGACUAAAACACAUAAAUUCAUAGGAAAGGGAACUGAUAGUCUUGCCAAAAAUUUACGUGCAGGAUUAGAAAUACGUUUUUUUUAUGGAGAGACCCGAUUCGUUCAUUUUUAGGGACCUUUUGUUUUUUUCAAACAUUUUAUUCUGAAAAAUUCAUCACGGUAUUGACUAUUUAACAUUAAUAUCUCGAUUAUCAUGUAUCGUAUCCACGAAAAAAGGCAUGAAAUUUGAGAAUAAGUGAGAUAUUAAAUAAAAUGGGAGUGAAGUAAUGGUUUUUUCAAUCAUUACAACGUCAUCACCCAUAAAUGUGUAAUAAAUUGAACCCAAAGAUGUUAUAUAUCGUGUAAUGUCGAGGCACGUGAAGGCGUCUGUAUCAUAUUAAAUACUAGUACCGAAGCCCUUUUAAAACUACGUAACUAUGUAAGUUGGUGUAAAUAACCCGAGUAAAUAUAGAUAAAUCAAGCCGAAGAGAAGAUUAUAGGUUUAUUCCGUAAAAUUACGAGUCGUCCCCCUGCAGUUAAUAUUUUUAUUUUCAUUAAUAGAAGAAAAACAAUUAUGGUAUAAGACAGGCGUAACAGAACGUAUUUUCAAGGAGAUUAAUUUAUUUAUGCAUGGUGAGAAGGUUAAUGCAGACUGCGAUCUGUGAACGAUGAAAAUUUUGUUAUUUUAUCAAUUUUUUUUAUAUGUAUAGUAAAUAAUGACUUAAUUAGAUGUCAGUGUAUUCAUAGGAAGGAAAAAAGACCACUGUAAAACGGACCUAAUUACAAUUGAGCAAUACUCAACAUCAACGUCCGCCGGCCGCGAUUGAGACAAGCUGCAAAUUUAUUAUGAUGUUAUCGAUGUUUUUAAUUCAUAAUAUCGUAUUAAUGGAUGAUUUUCAUUUUUUAUAAAUUUUGAAGAAAUAACCCGAUUCAAUUUAAUAUCAAAAGAGCUCAACUCGUAGAAGGAUUCCUUCAUUGUUGGGAUUCAUCAUCAAUCAAUGAUUUUAUGCAAUGAAAAUAUUCAUCGAAAGCAGAUGGAGAAUAAAAAACAGAAUCAGUUAACAGUGCAUUAAUCCUUCUAUCAGUAUUCGUAAACACUUUGGGGAGAUGAUUAGAACUCUGUUGGACUUAUUGAUAAGCUUAUCCUUUAUAUCACCCUCGAAUUAUCUUAUUAAACAGAGUUAGUGUUUCAAGGACUUACAUUAUGUAUAACAAAACGUAAAUAUUAUAUAUCCUUGUACAUAUCUCUCAUCAUUUGAUGUAUUAUUUAGGUAUAUUCAUGGACCAUCCGAAUCCUUUCUCUCGCCUGUUGUUACUCAAUGCAAAUUCUCCCACUCAUCCCCUGUACGUUGACUUUGGUAUCAAUUUUACAUUAUACAUUUUCUUUCUACUGACACAUGGACGUUUGUCCAUCAUUCCAAAUGCAUCGUCAGCUUCAGCAGAAGAAACAUGUACUGGGUAUCAUUUGCGUAUUGGCGGGCAAACCCUGAAUAAUUCAUUGAGGUUCUCCGGUUUAUAUUUUUACAUGAAAAACCAAACAGAGGCAGAUGUUUAUGAAAAUCCGGAAAAUUGACAAAACUUGACUAUAGAAUCACUGUUUUAAUUUUUGUAACUGGAAUGGUAAAGAGAUUGUGACAAUGAACACAAAAAAAUAGAUGGAGAUGGAGGAAAGUGGGGAAAAGUCACUCGGAAACCUUUUGUAUUGAUUUUUGUUUAAUAAAAAUCAUCAAACUGUA